Messenger RNA from Ornithorhynchus anatinus (platypus), 2717 nucleotides. RefSeq names its product actin filament associated protein 1 (gene AFAP1). Gene Ontology annotation, cellular component: cytosol. The transcript is spliced from 19 exons. Gene Ontology annotation, molecular function: SH2 domain binding; SH3 domain binding. The record is from RefSeq and is a predicted model, not a curated record. The coding region runs from base 66 to 2510 and encodes 814 amino acids. Lineage: Eukaryota; Metazoa; Chordata; Mammalia; Monotremata; Ornithorhynchidae.
GUCGGCCGGGGCCCGGACGCCGCCUCCUCCCCGCAGCCCUCCGGCUUGCACCGCCGCCGCCGAGCAUGGAAGAAUUAAUAGUUGAGCUGCGUCUGUUCCUUGAACUCCUGGACAACGAGUACCUGACAUCCACCGUCAGGGAGAAGAAGGCCGUCAUCGCCAAUAUCCUCCUGAGGAUCCAGGCCGCCAAAGGUGAGGGCUGGAAUCCGAGCCUCCGCCAGGCUUCCCGGCGCUUACAACGGUGCUCGGCACCCCCCGCACCACCAAGAUGCCCCCUGCCGGAAAUCCCUCAGCAGUGGCUGCCUCCGGACAGCGGACCUCCCCCGCUGCCGGCCUCGUCGCUCCCGGAAGGCUACUACGAGGAGGCCGUGCCGCUGAGUCCCGGAAGAGCCCCCGAAUACAUCACAUCGAAUUAUGACUCAGAUGCCAUGAGCAGCUCUUACGAGUCAUACGACGAGGAAGACGAAGACGGAAAGGGGAAGAAAAUGCGGCACCAGUGGCCUUCGGAAGAAGCUUCGAUGGACCUGGUGAAAGAUGCCAAGAUCUGCGCCUUCCUGUUGAGGAAGAAACGAUUUGGACAGUGGACGAAGCUACUCUGCGUGAUUAAAGACACCAAACUCCUGUGUUACAAGAGUUCGAAAGAUCAGCAGCCGCAGAUGGAGCUGCCUCUUCAGGGCUGCAGCAUCACCUACAUCCCCAAAGACGGCAAGAAGAAGAAGCACGAGCUGAAAAUAUCCCAGCAGGGCACGGAUGCCCUAGUGCUGGCAGUGCAGAGUAAGGAGCAAGCGGAGCAGUGGUUGAAGGUGAUCAGAGAAGUGUACAGCGGCUGCAGUGGAAACGCGGAUUCAGACGGCCCUUCCUCCACCUCCCCCGUGCACAAGACGGAACUGGAAAAGAAACUGUCCUCGGAGAGGCCCAGCUCGGACGGCGAGGGCGCUGCCGACAACGGACCCGCUCUGUGUAACGGAAAGGAACAAGUUAAGAGGAAGAAGAGCAACAAGCCGGAGUCCAAGGGGGCGGUGACGAAGGUGACGGGGAAGAAGAUCACCAAGAUCAUCGGGCUGGGGAAGAAGAAGCCGUCGACCGACGAGCAGACCUCGUCGGCGGAGGAGGACGUCCCGACGUGCGGCUACCUGAACGUGCUGUCCAACCACCGGUGGCGGGAGCGCUGGGCCCGCGUCAAGGACGGCCGGCUCCUGCUCCACAAGGACCGCACCGACCUCAAGACCCACCUGGCCGCCCUCCCCCUCCGCGGCGGACAGGUGGCCCCCGGCCUGGACCCCCGACACCCGCUGGCCUUCCGCCUGCUGCGCCACGGACAGGAAGUGGCCGUCCUCGAGGCCCCGUCUUCGGAGGACAUGGGCCGGUGGAUCGGGAUUCUGCUGGCCGAGACGGGCUCGUCCACGGACCCCGGGGCUCUGCACUACGACUACAUCGAUGUGGAGAUGACCGCCAACGUCAUUCAGACGGCCAAACAGACCUUCUGCUUUAUGAACCGACGAGUCAUUUCCACGAAUCCCUACCUGGGAAGCGUUUCCAACGGUUAUGCCUGCCCCAGCGCAACGGCGCUCCACUAUGACGACGUCCCCUGCAUCAACGGAUCGUGGGAGCCGGAAGCCGACCUUCCCACCCUCCGAAGCAGGAGCUCGGGCGAAGAAGCGCUUUAUGAUAACGCAGGCCUGUACGAUAACUUGCCGUCUCCGAAAAUCUUUGCACGCGUCCCACCCGCUGACCGAACGGCCACCGGACUAGCUCCCGACAAACUGUCCACUAACCCUUCCCAACAUCCCGUCUCGUCCGGUCUGUCUUCUGCUCAGUCUGUCACUAACCGCUCUUCCGUGGCCAGGUUCAAAAGCAAGAAGCCCCCCGCGACGGCCAAUGGGGUCCUGAGCAAAGAAAGAGCGGUCGCCAACCAGCAAAAGAAAGUCGAUUCGCUGAGUAGUGUCAAGCGCAGCUCGUCUAAUGCCGAUCAGUAUAAGUACGGCAAGAACCGGGUGGAAGCGGACGCCAAGAGGCUCCAGGCCAAGGAAGAGGAGCUGCUGAGGAAGAAGGAAGGCCUGAGGAACCGGCUGGCCCAGCUGCGGAAAGAAAGGAAGGACUUGCGCGCCGCCAUCGAAGUCAACGCUGGCAGGAAGACCCAAGUCAUCCUGGAGGACAAGUUGAAAAAGCUGGAGGAGGAAUGUAAGCACAAGGAGACGGAGCGGGUGAACUUGGAGCUGGAGCUGACGGAGGUGAAAGAGAGCCUGAAGAAAGCUCUGGCAGGAGGGGUCACCCUGGGCUUGGCCAUCGAGCCGAAGUCCGGAACUUCAAGCCCUCAGUCUCCGGUUUUCAGGCACCGAACGGUGGAAAACUCUCCCAUCUCGAGUUGCGACACCAGUGACACGGAAGGCUCGUCGGCCGCGACCCGGCCCGCGGCUGCCCAGGGACAGCGCGCCACGCCCGCCAACUCCCCGUGCCGCGGCCACGUGCUUCGGAAAGCCAAGGAAUGGGAGCUGAAGAACGGGAGCUAACGCCGACGCGGCCCCUGGUCCUCCCCUUCACCACGGCCCGCCGACCCCAACGAUCAGGAUGCCAGCCGACCCUCCGGAGACCCGACCGGAGAGAGGGUCCCCGCGACGCCAGGCCUGAGGCGAAGACCCCCCACCCCGUCCAGAUCCCCAGAACUUGGCUCUCCUUUCCUCGCUCUCUUUCUACUGUAUAAUGAUGACCCUUUUUUA